AUGGGCCAGGCCAUUACACCUUUUGCUAGACCCACAGCCACUGCCUGCCAGUAUUCCAACUGUUCUGUUUCUGCGACUCGUGGCGAGAAAUUUGGUUGGGAGCAAAAAAAUUUCAACACUACCAUCGUCGCAGCGACUGUGGUAACAAUAGUAAACACAAAUUUGCAAACGUCGAGGUUGACUACGAUAUUCAAUGCGCUGCUAGCUGGCUACACUUUACCGCCAACAAACUCCGACGGAACGGUAAUACAGAGAAUAACCUAUACAACACUCGGCCAGGUCCUGACAACCGAGCUAGCGUUUCCUUCGUCAUUUUGCGUAUAUGUGGACGCUUACACCUGGAACGACGUAGCCCCGCUCAGAGAUUGUUGGAUAGCAGUCACUUCGCCGUUUAUCCCGCAUUGGACAGCGCAGUUCUUGACGCAUACUUCUACUUCUUUCGAAAGUAACGGCGAUGUUUCAACUUCAUCUGCUGCUCCUGCUAUAUCACCUCCUCCACCUGCUCCAUCUAGUGGCCCCAGUCCUCAACUGCCAGUUGGGCAGACAUUCUCGCCGCCAUCGCUUCCAGAAAACUCAGAACCCUCCUCACUCUCUUCAAGUUCAUAUCAAUUACCACCAACGGCCCAAUCUACAAAUCCGACGACACCCGUAUCUAAGCUUUCCUUAUCAACAAACGGUGUCCCACCGGGGUCCACACCACAGCAAAGCACGCUGGAAUUAGGCGGUAGUGCAGUAGUAACAUCUACUGGUGUUACGAAUGGUGUUAGUUUCCCGAAUAUCUAUACCACCACUGUCCCUAGCACUAGUCAGUUGGUGACGAGUAACGGAACCUUGGUUGCUCAACUGUAUGGGUUUAAAAAUCUAAAUUAA
This is a messenger RNA of Hyaloscypha bicolor E, 870 nucleotides long. RefSeq lists its product as uncharacterized. Bases 1 to 870 code for a protein of 289 amino acids. The record is from RefSeq and is a predicted model, not a curated record. The transcript has 5 exons. NCBI's taxonomy places the organism in Eukaryota, Fungi, Ascomycota, Leotiomycetes, Helotiales, Hyaloscyphaceae.